Sparassis crispa is the source of this 1332-nucleotide messenger RNA. RefSeq lists its product as hypothetical. Lineage: Eukaryota; Fungi; Basidiomycota; Agaricomycetes; Polyporales; Sparassidaceae. The record is from RefSeq and is a predicted model, not a curated record. The transcript has 2 exons. The coding region runs from base 1 to 1332 and encodes 443 amino acids.
AUGAAGUUACUGUCCCUCAACGACGAUGCUCUCUUCCUCAUCGCUUCUCUUCUCGAUCCCCUCGAUGCCCUCCGCCUGUCAGAAACCAGUCAGCAUCUCUAUCUCAUCGCGCUGCCUCAGGCACUGUCAGCCGUAACUCUCAUGACACACCGCCAACUCUCCGCAUUCUGCAAAUACAUGCUCAAAAGUUCGUCGACUCGCAUGCAUCUUUUGCGCGAGCUCGCCAUUGUACUCCCAGACGGUGACUUUUCUGAUGUGGCACCUCUCCUCGCGGAUGUGCUCGAGCAGGCUCUCGGACUGCGGUCGAUCAUCAUGCAUCAUACAAACAGUUUCAUCAAGGCAGCACCACGCAUUGGCGAUGCUCUCGUCGCCCUUGAGGGACUCACCGAUCUCCGUCUACUUGGUGCCCGCGAGCUUGUGGUGGAGAUGCUUCCCAGACUCCGCAGUAGGCCGAGUUCAUUUCAGUUUGAGGGCUCGGGGCGCCCUCGCAUUGUUCUUCAUCUCUCUCAACUUUCGGCUCUGCAGAAUGCAGUGCUUAUUGGAUUGGUCAAUGUCGCGAUCAACGACGAUUCGCUCACGGAGCAGCCCGCGCAAUGGGAGGCAUUGCAGCAUCUCAGCCUCGAGUAUGUUAAGAUCCCCGCAACUUUCUUCCUUAACUUCUUCCCGAAUCUCGAAAACGUGGCGCUGCGGUUGGAUGAGAUAGUGGGGCUAAUACCAGAUGCACCGAUUCCCUCACCGUCGGCGCGCCCUGUCCGCGGCAUGAUGCUCAACGUACCGCAGAUAUGCGAUGAGACACCCGAAGAGGAUAUCAUACGAGCACUGCGGGCGCUGCAGUGUGUCUCGCCCUUGACGCUCUCACUGAAGAUUUUCGUAGAGCCAUCGCCUACGUUCUGGACACGUCUUGUCACGCUAUCCCCACAGCUCAGGUAUCUCGAUAUAGAGUUGGAUGGCAUGAGUGUGCCGGAAGAAGGGCGGCUUCAAGUUAUCUUUAGUACUACGUCAUGGCUGUGCACGAUCCCCCCUCUUCUCGCCAAUCUGAACAUCGUUUGUCUCCGUAUCUCCCUCGCGGAUACGCGCGAUAAUCGCGACGUGGAAAUUCAAGACCUAUUCUUGCAACAUAUGUGUGCCUCACUACGCUACAUCGCAAUCGAAUCCGUACCUCUCGGGUCCUGGCAGGCCGACUGUGGGUAUUCAUGGUGGAGCGUUGAGGGAUCGGGCGAUACAAGGCGGCUCGUGGCGAUGUCUAGUGAGGCUGGAGAGGCCAUCCACGAAAGCUUGUGGACUCUUGCAUUCUCCGAGGCCAAGGAUGCUUCGCGCAGUGGUCCUCCCUGA